UCCACAACACAAUCCACACUCACAACCCAUCAUCUUCGGAAGGCGGCCAAAGAAUCGGCAAGCGAAUCUGUGUUUGAGUUUGGCCAAAUUAAUGCGAUUUUCGGGCGUCAUUUGUUGAACUUUAGUGCGAAAACUGCUGCCGCCUUGGAAUGUCGAAAUUUGUGACGGAGGACGACGUCGCUGUUGGAUAUGCUUCGGAGCAGGACGAGUAUGAUUCCGAGCACGUUCGGGACAUAAUUUUGGCGGCGGAACCGGCCGAAAUUUACGUGGGGAACACGGGUGAGGUGUCGGCGAGUAAAUUCUUCAAGGAGUUCAAGUAUUUUGGGUACAUCACGGACAUGCAUCUGUGGCGGACGCACAAUCAGCUUUAUCACGCGAGAAUCUGCUACAAGACGCUGGUCCAAGCGCAGAAGGCGAUCGACGAGAAGGACGGCAAGAUUUACAACGGGAAGCGGCUGCGGGUGUCGCUGGUGAGCACUCGCACCAAGCUGGACUAUCCGGCGGCGAUCCGGAUCGACGAUAUCUGCGAGGGCUGUCCGGAGGAGGAGAUUUAUGACCACUUUUCCACGUGCGGACCGAUCAAGUUCGUGAUCAAUGUGGGGUGCGCCGCGUACGUGCACUUUGAGUCCGGGAAGGCGGCUUCGCUGGCGCUGCAGCAGGAGAAGAUCCUGAACGGGGACCCGUACAGCAUUACGAGGAUCUUUGGGGACGACAGGAAGGAUCACAUCCAGGUGAUUGAAAACAUGAAGGACAUCAAGUACCGCAAGCCGUUCGUGAUGGUGGAGAACUUCCCACAGUACCCCAAGGGCACAUCGCUGAGCCAGUACAAGGCUAACUUUGCGUCGAUCGGGCCGGUGCGCCACUUUAAGAUUGCUCCGACGAAGAACGACACGGUCACGCUGGCGUUGUGUAUGGAACGAGCCGACGAUCGGGAGUUGGCCAUCGACCGGUUCAACGAUAAGAAUGUGCGCGGCAAACAGCUCAAGAUGUACAUGGCCCCGGGAAAGGCGCGAAUGACGAUCGACCACGCGGCGACGUUCGCGUCCUGCAAGGCGACUGUGGUCGUCGAUGGGAUUCCGCCGUAUUACAAGGACUACGACGUGUGUCGGAUGUUUCGGCGGUGCGGCGAGAUCAACUUUGCCGAGCGGUUCAACAACAAGUGGAUGAUCUGCUUCGAGGGAUCGCCGGCCGUUUCCUUGGCUCACUUUUACCACUUUAUCAUCAACAAGCAGCGGUUGGUGAUCCAGAAUCUGACCCCGGGAACACUGCCGGUCAAGACUACGGUUCAACUGUUAGAUUAUGAGGCUCCCAAGGAGAAGGUCGAAGAACGCAGGACAAAGUGGACACCGCACAGUGGACGUGCCGACGAUUUCAUUCGCGAGUCUAUGCGAACGUUCGACAAAAAGUUCAAAGAGACUACAAAGCCGCAAGUUACCUCCGCCACGCAGCCGCGAACCGUAACCGAUGCCGCCAGCAAGAACAAAACGCUCUCCGCACAGGCCAAACAGAUUGCGACCAUGUUCAAGCAGCAGGGCAGCAUCGAAGUGGUGAAGAGCACUCCGGUCCAGUCGGUUUCGCCGACACCGGUCGCGCAGAAGCGUCCCGCUAACAAUCCUACCUUUUCGACCGGAGCGGGUCGCACCCGGAACGACAGCCAGAGCAGCAGUUCGGUCGCGAUGACCGGCGCCGCCGCCAGCGAAGAGCGGGAAAAGGACACCAAGUUCGCGAUCCACCUGGGCAAUCUGCCCAAGGGUCUCGAGGAGAGCGACCUGCGCGAGCUGUUCAAGGGCCACGCGGUUCAGAACAUAAUUCAGCGGUGCGCGCGCGAUUCGUACCACCCGACGGCCGAGGCGUACGUGUGCUUCAGCAGCAAGGAAUCGAUGAUCAAGGCGAUCGCGAACCAUCACAACCGGUACCGCGGCAAGCGGGUCAUGAUCACGCGCAACCACGUCACCCAGUUCUUUAAGCCGGAAACGGCCGUGAUCGUGAAAAACUUGACGCCCAAUGUUGACGCGGAAGGCGUUCUCGACGAGGUGGAGAAGGUCAUCGGCGCCGGCAAGGUUGAAGACGUGCUCAAACCAGCCCAUCACUACGCUUACGUCGACUUUGCCGACGGUUUGCAGACGAAGGUGGUGAUCGGCCGUCUGCGGGAGGCUUUCACGCGCUACAAGAUCGACGUGUUCCCGCUGUACCGGAUUAUCCCGAAACGAACCAUGCACUACAAACCCAACUACAGCAGAACUCUGGAGGAGAUGCGUGCGGCGUACCAGCUGCUUUCCCCAAGCCAGGUCACCUUCAAGGAGAAGAACUUUGGCGUUCACAACGCGCACAAGUUGUUCGUUGGCAACAUCCCGCGGGACACGCAAGCGGACGACAUCAUCGACUACUUCAACAACUUUGGCAAUGUGAUCGACUACAAGCCGAUCGAGAAGAAGAGUUGCUACCUUCGCAAGUCGGUCAUCCUCAGCUUUGAAAACUCGAAGCACGCGGAAAAUGCCUACACACACAACGGCCACUUCUUCGAGGGUUCCCAGCUGGACGUUCACCUGAUGGACAUGCCCCCGUUGCAGUUUGAGCCAAACGCACUGGUCAUCACCGCCAAAUUCCACAGUCCCUUCCUCACCGUCGACGAAAUCCGGAACGCGGUGCGCGUGCACGUCAUGGUUCUGUACACGCUACGGUUCGACGCGUACGACGACCGGGCCAACGUCGUCAUCAAGUACAGCCCGAAGCGGGGCGAGACCACGCUCGAGGAGCUCUUCCAGCUCACGCAGAUCAACGACGAACCGGUGCUGUUUGUCGAGGGCGUUGACCUGAACCCACCCGAGCCGAACGAAGCGCGCGAGAGCAGGAACAUUUACAACUCGCCCUUCCGCAAUUACAAGGAAACCUACCUGAGCUACGUCGUGUACAAGGAGAACUUGAAAGAGGAUCUAGAGAUUCGCACGCGGACGAACAGCGAGCAGAACGUGCCGCUCAAGGCGUUCUACAAUGACAACUCGGUGCAAAUCAACAACGUCUCGGUGGACACCUCGCUGGAAGAUUUGCGCGACCUGCUGCUCAAGUGCGGCAACAUCACCGACUACCAGGCGUUGAUCCUCGAGGAGGACGCCACCAAGAUUUGCUACGUCAAGUUCGACACGGAUCUGGCGGCGGACCUGGCCUGUACUUACAACCAGCGGAUGCUGGACGGCAAGCGGCUGCUCGUUCACCUGGUCAAGGAAACGGUCAACGUGGAGCGCGAUCGAUCGAUUUGCGUGGAACGGCUCAACCCCAACACGACGGCCGAGCAGCUGUACGACGCGUUCUCGCCGAUCGGCGUCAUCAAGUACGUCCAAAAGCAGUCUCCCUUUUCGGCGAUCGUUUGCUUUAAGGACCAGGACAGUAUGAUCGAGGCGGUCAACGUGAGCGUAAUUCCAAACUCGGGCGCGUUCAUCAUCAAUCCGUGCUACGACGAUUACGAUUCGCGUUUCUACAACAAUUUCUGUGUCAAGGAGGAGUUCAUCUCGAUCGAGCGCAUCAGGUCGGCGUUAAAGCCCCGCGCGCGGCCCGAGUUCCACCAGUGCGAGGUGGAAAAGCAGCAGUUCGAAAAUCUUCCCGAGGCCGUCAAGGCCGAACUGAUGAACGAGGUAUUCCUGGCCCGCGUCAACAUUCCCGAGUUCGACAAGAAGAGCAAAUCAGAGCAGAUCUUCGCUCUCAAGGGUGAAAACUUCUCACACAAGGAGUUCUUCCUUCGGCUGAACGUACAAGAGCAGGAAAAGCUGCUGGACAUCACCGAGGUGCUGGCGAAAGAGUACCCGUACGACGAGGUGAAAGGAAUGCAGCUGUUUCCAUCGCAAGCCAAGAAAGCUCGACCGAAUCAACCAGCCAACACAAAACCGGACAAAAAGUUCGCCGACAACUGGUACUCAGCUCCGGCCGUCAACGACCCCGUAGAAGUUCCAGACGAAACCUCAGAGGAUCAGCAAGAAACCCCAAGCCCCGAGGACGGCCCCUUAAAUGCACAGCACGUGGCGCAAGUGCUACCCUCCAGCGGACUGUUAGGACUAGGAAGCAAUCCCCCCCUCACCGGUUGCCCCCCGCCGAUGGGUUGCCCACCCCCAAUGGGCUGUCCAGCCCCAGUCUACCCACCCUCGAACCAACCACCGCCUCAGAUGGGACUCCUCGGUUCGAUGUACGGAGGAAUGGGAAUGGGCGGACUCAUGGGUGGACCACCCCCGGGUAUGGGCAUGAACAUGUACGGCAACAAUGGUCCGGCGAUGCCGCCGAUGCAACAGCCCAUGGGUAUGCAACCGGCGCGCGGCAGUCUCAGCAGUCACUGGGCGGAGCGAGCUUCGAUGGCGUACAACGCUGGCCCGAGCGGAAUGAACAACAACCAGCAGCAACCGCCCUAUUAUUAAGAUUAUGUUACGAGAGAUGAACCACUAAACCGGUGCGUUAAAAUUCAGAACCUAUGACAAAUGUGAAGGAGAUGAUUCUGGCAAUACAAAGAUUUUGUAACUGAACAGAGGAAAA
This is a messenger RNA of Culex quinquefasciatus (southern house mosquito), 4515 nucleotides long. RefSeq lists its product as uncharacterized. Gene Ontology annotation, molecular function: RNA binding. Gene Ontology annotation, cellular component: ribonucleoprotein complex. The record is from RefSeq and is a predicted model, not a curated record. The transcript is spliced from 10 exons. The coding region runs from base 150 to 4400 and encodes 1416 amino acids. NCBI's taxonomy places the organism in Eukaryota, Metazoa, Arthropoda, Insecta, Diptera, Culicidae.